AUGUUUGCAUCUAGACAAUUAUUAUUGUUUAGCGGAAACAAUAUAGCUAGUAGAACUACAACAACUGCUACACAAUCAACAACAACAAUAGGAAACUAUUAUAUUAAUCAUAAUAAGAUUCGUAGUAAUGUUACACAACACUCUGUAUCUAGAGGUAGUGGUUUAUUGAUCAAUAAUAGUAAAUAUUAUUCUACUUCUUCUUCUUCACUAAAUAAAUUAAAAUCAACAUUUACUUCUACUACUACUACAUCUUCUACAUCUACUUCAUCAUUAACUAAAUAUUUCAAGAAUAAUGAAUCGUCGUCAUCAUCAUCAUCAAAUAAUAGUCUUCUUUUAAGAAAUUAUAGUAUGGUAGCACCACCACCAAUGAUGAUGGGAGGAGGAGGUAAAGGAGGAGGAGCAGGUUCAAACCCAAUGGAUAAUAACAAAGAGACACAAAACUCUGCUCUUAGUAUGAUAAAGACGGUUGGAAAAUACUUGUGGCCCAAGGAUGAUUGGGGAUCAAAGGGUCGUAUUAUAUUGUCGGUUGGUUUGUUGGUUGGUGCCAAGAUAUUGACUGUACAGGUACCAUUCAUCUUUAAGGAUAUUGUCAAUCAUUUUAGUGAUGCUGGAUCUCCCGAUUACUUGGUCGUUCCAUUGGGUUUGUUGGUUGGAUAUGGUGCAGUGCGUAUAUUGUCGGCUGGAUUUCAAGAACUUCGUAGUGCCGUCUUUGCAAAGGUGGCACAUAGUGCCAUCAGAGAUGUUUCAUGUACCACAUUUAAACAUCUUCACGAUCUCGACCUUACAUUCCAUUUGUCACGUCAAACUGGGUCGUUGAGUAGAAUCAUCGAUCGUGGAUCACGUGCCAUCAACUUUUUGCUAAACUCUAUGCUCUUUCAUGUUGUCCCAACUGCACUGGAAAUUGGUCUAGUUAGUGCACUCAUGUAUCAACAGUUGGGAUGGGAGUUUUCAGCUGUCACCUUGGGAACUUUGGUUGCCUACACUGCAUUCACCUUUCAAGUAACUUCUUGGCGUACAAAAUUCCGUAAACAAAUGAAUUCAAUGGAUAAUGAAGCUCAAAACAAAAUGAUGGAUUCUUUACUCAAUUUUGAAACCGUUAAAUAUUUUAAUGCUGAAAAGUUGGAAGUUGAACGUUAUCAUCGAUACCUUAAAGAGUAUGAUGUUGCUUCUCUCAAGACUACCUCUUCAUUGUCAGCACUCAACUUUGGUCAGGCACUUAUCAUCUCUUCGGCAAUGACUGCUGUCAUGGUAAUGGCCGCCAAUGGUAUUUCGGCGGGCACUCUAACAGUCGGUGACAUGGUACUUGUUAACGGUCUGCUCUUUCAAAUUUCACUACCACUCAAUUUCCUCGGUACUGUCUAUCGUGAAAUCAAACAAUCUCUGGUAGAUAUGGAUCACAUGUUUAGUUUGCUCAACCUCAAACCACGUAUCCAAGAUACACCCACUGCAAAACCAUACCAAUAUAAAAAUGGAACCAUCGAAUUUAAUAAUAUCACUUUUGGUUACAACCCAAGCAAGACUGUAUUAAACAAUGUCUCAUUUGAAGUGCAAGGAGGUAAACGUAUUGCAUUGGUUGGUACUAGUGGGUCUGGCAAGAGUACCAUAUUACGUUUAUUGUACCGUUUCUACGAUCCCAACAGUGGUACCAUUCUUAUGGACGGUCAAAAACUCACAGAUCUCGAAACCGACUCGUUACGUAAAAAUAUUGGUGUUGUUCCACAGGACGUUGUCCUAUUCAACGACACUAUCCUCUAUAAUCUUGCCUAUGGUAAUCCAAAUGCUACUCGUGAACAAAUCGAAAAGGCUGCCAAAAUGGCCAACAUCCACGACGUUGUCAUGGCCAUGCCAGAAGGUUAUGAAACCAUGGUAGGUGAACGUGGUCUUAAAUUAUCUGGUGGUGAAAAACAACGUGUUUCCAUUGCAAGAGCCAUUCUCAAAGAUUCCCCAAUCCUCUUUUAUGAUGAAGCAACAUCUUCACUCGAUACUGCAACUGAACAAGUUAUCAUGCAUGCUCUACGUGAAUUAUUUAAAAAUAGAACUACCAUUAUGAUUGCUCAUAGAUUAUCUACUGUUGUUGAUUGUGAUGAAAUUAUUGUUUUAGGAUCUGGUGGUGUUGUUUUGGAAAGAGGUACUCAUCAACAAUUAUUGGAACUUGAUGGAAAAUAUAAAUCAAUGUGGUUAAGUCAAUUGUUUGAUGAUUCAACUGUCUAA
Molecule: messenger RNA, 2211 nt
Organism: Cavenderia fasciculata
Lineage: Eukaryota; Evosea; Eumycetozoa; Acytosteliales; Cavenderiaceae
Gene: abcB5
Product: ABC transporter B family protein
Exons: 2
Coding region: 1-2211 (736 amino acids)
Biological process (GO): intracellular iron ion homeostasis; transmembrane transport
Cellular component (GO): mitochondrial inner membrane
Molecular function (GO): ABC-type transporter activity; ATP binding; ATP hydrolysis activity
Source: RefSeq, a predicted model, not a curated record